AUGUCUGCCGCGAAGCAGCGAAGCAAGUCCCGAGUCAAGACUAACUCUCGCUCAAUUAGAGCCCAACUUCAGUUCCCAGUUGGUCGAAUCCACCGCCUGCUCCGCAACGGCAACUACGCUGAGCGGGUCGGGGCCGGCGCGCCCGUGUACCUGGCGGCCGUGCUGGAGUACCUGACGGCCGAGAUCCUGGAGCUGGCGGGCAACGCGGCGCACGACAAUAGGAAGACGCGCAUCGUUCCCCACCACCUGCAGCUGGCCAUCCGCAACGACGAGGAGCUCAACAAGCUGCUCGGAGGUGUGACCAUCGCGCAGGGCGGCGUGCUGCCCAACAUCCAGGCUGUGCUGCUGCCCAAGAACACCCAGAGCUACCACUAG
Phyllostomus hastatus (greater spear-nosed bat) is the source of this 375-nucleotide messenger RNA. RefSeq names its product histone H2A type 1-A-like. Gene Ontology annotation, cellular component: nucleosome. The transcript has a single exon. Gene Ontology annotation, molecular function: structural constituent of chromatin; protein heterodimerization activity; DNA binding. Bases 1 to 375 code for a protein of 124 amino acids. The record is from RefSeq and is a predicted model, not a curated record. Lineage: Eukaryota; Metazoa; Chordata; Mammalia; Chiroptera; Phyllostomidae.